Molecule: messenger RNA, 315 nt
Organism: Penicillium alfredii
Lineage: Eukaryota; Fungi; Ascomycota; Eurotiomycetes; Eurotiales; Aspergillaceae
Exons: 2
Coding region: 1-315 (104 amino acids)
Source: RefSeq, a predicted model, not a curated record
AUGAAUAAACACCCGGCGCGCCGCCUCCUCAUCUUCCAGGAGACGCGUAACCCGCACAACGCCGCCGAGCUCGUCUACCUGCCCGUCAACAAACUGGGCCUGCCCAUCUGCGGCGACGGACCCGAGUUGCCGUCGAUUCUGGAGCUGCCGCUGCGCAUUCUGCGGGCGUUUACGGAGAUUUUCAAUCAGCCUAAAUAUAAGGGAUGGGCUAUUCUCUCUGCUGGCCCCUACCGUGAUAUCUCGGAGGAAGGGAAGUUCUUCGCCGUGGUGCUGGAGCAGACGCAGGGUCAGCUAGAGAUUGCUAGCGCAUCAUGA